This is a messenger RNA of Tripterygium wilfordii, 3632 nucleotides long. RefSeq names its product disease resistance protein RPM1-like. The record is from RefSeq and is a predicted model, not a curated record. Gene Ontology annotation, biological process: defense response to other organism. Gene Ontology annotation, molecular function: ADP binding. NCBI's taxonomy places the organism in Eukaryota, Viridiplantae, Streptophyta, Magnoliopsida, Celastrales, Celastraceae. The transcript has a single exon. The coding region runs from base 291 to 3179 and encodes 962 amino acids.
UUAGAAGGUUCAUAUUCCCCAAACCCCCUCUCCCAACACCCUCCUCCCUAGCCGGCUAUCAAUUCCAUUUUCAAAGCCCCCUAACAGGCUAACACCUCCUCCUCCCAAGUCCCAAGUCGUCCUUGCCCUCCCACCCUUCGAGACCCCUUAGUGAGUUGAAUAGCAUUUUCAAGGCAUUCUUCUUACUAUUUUUCUCUCUUUUUUUCUUUUUUCAUUUCAGAACACUUCCUUGGGUGAUAAACAAAUUCUGAAGAGGAGCUUUGAAACACUGGGAAAAAUAAGCAUAUAGCAUGGCGGAGACUAUAGUCAAUCUCAUUAUUGACAAGCUGGUGACAUUGCUAGCCAAUGAAUUGGUGCUGCCACGAGGCGUCAAUGAAGAAGUUGUGAAUCUGAAAGCUGAGCUGGAGACAAUUGGAGCUUUCCUAAGAGAUGCAGAUAUGAAGGCAGAAAAAGAAAAUGUCAGUGAAGGAGUGAAGAUGUGGGUCAAAGAAGUUAGGGAUGUGGCUUUCUUGAUUGAAGAUGUCCUGGAUGAAUACACGCUUCAUGUUGCAAAACGCCAUGAUAGAAAUCAAUUCUUGGCUUGUCUUCAUAAGAUUUCAUGGAUACUCAAAAACUCAAGGGUUUGCCACAAGGUGGCCUCUAAGUUUAAAGAUAUCAAGAAGAGGAUUCUUGAGAUCAAGGAAAGAAGCGAACGAUACAGAUUCAAUUCCAUAGAGCAAGGCGGAUUGAGCAAUGGUGCUAGGAUGAGUUCCUGGUAUGACCCACGAGUGCGAUCACUUUUCAUUGGGGAAGCUGAAGUUGUAGGAAUUGAGUCUCCAAGAAGUGAGUUGAUAGAAAAAUUAGUAAAAGGAGCUUCGAGACGCACAGUUAUAUCAGUGGUUGGCAUGGGAGGCAUUGGCAAGACCACUCUUGCGAAAAAAGUUUAUGACAACCAGGCUGUGACCGAACACUUUAAUUCUCAUGCUUGGAUCACAGUGUCGCAAUCAUAUUCAAUAGAGGAGCUGCUGCGAACUUUGAUAAGGCAAUUUCUCCAGGAGAAGAGAGAGGUUACUCCCUCUGAAAUUCAGAUCAAGAACAAAGACUCUCUGGUUGACUUUCUGAGAGAAUAUUUACAACAACAAAAAUAUGUUGUUGUUUUUGAUGAUGUCUGGAAGACAGAAUUUUGGGGAGACAUAGAACAUGCUUUCCCAGAAAACAACACAGGUAGCAGGGUAAUGCUCACGACACGAAUCAUGGAUGUUGCUGAAUUUUGCAAAUUUCAUUCUUUAGUUCAUGUGCAUGAGGUGCAAUCUCUACCUAGAGAUAAGGCCUUGGAACUCCUCUGCAAUAAGGCAUUCCAAUUUGAAGAUCACCAGCAAUGCCCCCCUGAAUUGACUGAAUUGGCCACAUAUAUUGUCGAGAAAUGUGAAGGUUUACCUCUUGCAAUUGUCGCUAUUGGUGGGGUUCUAUCAUCUAAAGGAAAGGAUAUAUCCCAAUGGCAGAACUUGUGCAAUAUCCUCAGAGAAGAGCUAGAAAGCAAUCCCCAACUUGUAGGUAUCAGAAAAAUUCUUUCCUUCAGUUAUCAUGAUCUGCCUUAUUUUCUCAAGUCUUGCUUCUUGUUUCUUGGUAUGUUUCCGGAGGACCACUUGAUUGAUUGUAACAAGUUAACCCUGCAAUGGAUAGCUGAGGGAUUUAUAAUACCAAAAAAGGGGAAAAUGUUGGAAGAUGUUGCCAAGGAGUACUUGACCGAACUCGUUAGCAGAAAUUUGGUUCAAGUCACGCAAGUUAGUAAAGUGGGGGAAAUUAACAUUGGCCAUGUCCAUGAUUUGAUGCGUGAGACCAUCCUUUCAAAGAUUGAAGAAUUGAGUUUUGGCCAUACUUUGACUGACGAUAUCAAUCUUCUCGGAAGCGCUCGGCGCCUGUCAAUCCAAAACAAUGUUGGUAGUAACAUUGUAAGAAAGAUAAAAAAAUCUCAAAUUCGUUCUUUGCUCCUUUUCAAUGUUAAUGAGUUCCAGAAUUCUUUUCUAACUUCAGUUGUAGCAAAAUUCAAGCUUGUGAAGAUGAUAGACCUUGAAGGGGCUCCUCUUCAUUCUCUCCCAGAAGAAUUUGGACAUUUAUUUAACUUGAGAUAUCUGUGCUUAAAAAAUACGAAAUUAAAGGAACUUCCGAAGAGCUUUGCUGGCCUGCAGAAUUUAGAAACUCUUGAUCUAAGGCAAUCGCAAGUGCGCGAGAUAUCGUUUGAGCUUAAUAGGCUGCAGAAGUUGAGGCAUCUUCGAAUCUUUAAUGAAGACUACAGUGUAGAUUUUAGCAUGGCUUCUCUACGAGGAUUCAAGAUUCAUGGAGGGUAUGGGAGUUUACAAGACUUGCAGACCCUAAAUUACUUGGAGGCAGAUCAUGGAGUCAACUUAUUGAUCGACCUGAGAAAGUUGACCAAUUUGAAAAAGUUGGGCGUUACGAAACUGACAAGGGAAAAUGGAAAAGAUCUCUGCAUUGCUGUUGAGAAAAUGAAGCAGCUUGAGUACCUUAAUGUAUGUUCAACGAGUGUCGAUGAUGUUCUUGACUUGCAAUUCAUCUCAUCUCCACCUCAGUCACUUUGGCAUCUUACCUUGCGGGGUCCUUUACAAAAAUUGCCGGACUGGAUUCGUGCACUCCAAAACUUGACCACAAUCGUGUUAGAUUGGUCAGGGUUAGCAGAUGAUUCUUUAAGAGUCCUCGAAGAUCUUCUUAAUUUAUCGUCUCUAUGUCUACGCCAAGCAUAUGAUGGACAAGACUUGCAUUUUAAAGAAGGUGGAUUUCAGAAGCUCAAGUUACUAAAACUCUUGGAGUUGAAAGAAUUAAAGAUGGUAAUGAUAUGCAAGGGAGCAUUGCCACUUCUAGAAAAUCUUCACAUUGGUUGUUCGCAAUUGAUGGAGGUGCCAUCCGGAAUCCAAUACUUGAGAAUGCUUGAGAAUCUGGAAUUGUAUGAUAUGCCCAAAGAAUUGAUAGAGACUUUACUACCACAUUGUGGCAAGAAUAAUUGGAUGAUUGCACAUGUACCAGUUAUUUGGGUCAACAUUAAGCUUCAAGGUAGACUUCAUGAUUCAUACACUCUUCAAUCUCUGAAGAUGUCUGAAAUUGCUACUACUACAAUGCCAAGAAUGCGAAGGGGCAGACUGGGGUUUGGUCAAUGGCCAAACGGGAGUAAGUACGGAGGAAAUUAGAUUUUCCUCCAACCCAAAUAAGACUCAAAAGCUAUCAAAUAGUAUGGGCAACCUCUUUCAGUGGUAUAUGUCUUUGAUCUUCUGAAAGAUCUUGGUUUGAUUUCUUGCCUGUGGAGCUGCUUCUUGUUGUUUGUGAGGUUUUGUUGUGGUUUGGUAUGUAGCUGGGCUAGUUCUGUCAUGGACAUUUCCCUGACUUUGGGCUUUUGCCCUUGCUAUUGCUCUUGGUUGCUGCUUCUUGAUGUUUGGGGGGUCUUUGUGGGGUGCUGGAGUUUCCUUUAGUUUGUGUUUAGGAUCCUUAGCUUUCUUGUUGCGUUGUUUUUGUUUGUAAUUAUUUCUAUUGGCUCCUUCUUUCAAGCUGGUUGGUUGUACUGUAGUGUUCCGUGCUUGCCACUUUUGUUUAUCAAAUGAAAGAAACUAUCGAGUGAUAGUUAUUGCUGUCUAUGAACAGAGGUA